Molecule: messenger RNA, 1510 nt
Organism: Rhopalosiphum padi (bird cherry-oat aphid)
Lineage: Eukaryota; Metazoa; Arthropoda; Insecta; Hemiptera; Aphididae
Gene: Rpe
Product: ribulose-phosphate 3-epimerase
Exons: 4
Coding region: 659-1441 (260 amino acids)
Biological process (GO): carbohydrate metabolic process; pentose-phosphate shunt; pentose-phosphate shunt, non-oxidative branch
Cellular component (GO): cytosol
Molecular function (GO): metal ion binding; D-ribulose-phosphate 3-epimerase activity
Source: RefSeq, a predicted model, not a curated record
CCUUUUACCUAACGUGCUGGUGGCCGACCGAAACCGCCGACGGAUGACGGACUUGGACGACCAAUACGGCUGGUUGGCGGUCGUGGCGGCGGCGGCGGCGGCACCGUGUUCCCGUCGAAAAAGUUAUUUAGAUCAAAAAGGUCAUACAAUCCCGCGAUAAGGCGAUAACGCGGCGGAACACAUGAGUUCAUGACGUCCGUCUGCUAAUGAUUCGAUAACACCCGUCGCCCUCGCCCGUCGGCCAUGGCCUGGUAGUGGCUGACGGCUGUUAAAGUUGUAUACUCUUUGCCCCUUUCCCACCAAUUGGUCGUGUCUACACGUGUUGAGCCCGACCGGCUGGCGACGGAGUCUCGUUUCCUUUCACCUUUUAGUAUUAGCAUUGAUUAUAGAAUAGACUAUUCUAUAAUCAAUGGUAUUAGUAUUUAGUUUGCUUUUGCGACUGGACGAGCGUUCAAAGAUCAUGACAUUAUACAAUUUAGAAUAGAUGCUUAUCGCCGGAAACGUACUCAAUGGUUACUGUUUGACGGCGUUCGUGUGUGCAGCGUACUACCCUCAGUCCUCACAACAAAGACUGUAAUUUCUUUUCUGAGCAGCAAGCAUUCGCAGUACUGUUCCAUCUAUUCUGUGCGACUGUUCUGCAUCUACAGUAAGAUUUAUCAUGCAGUUUAUUAGAAUUAUGCCUUCCCAAAAUCCUUUUUUACUAUCGUAUUGUAAAGUGCCCUCAAAAAGCCAACCUUCCGAACUCCACUCAAAAAUGGCUAAGACGUUAUCUUGUAAAAUAGGUCCAUCUAUUUUGAAUGCUGAUUUAUCACAGUUGUAUAAUGAAUCUCAAAAGUUGAUAGACAGUGGAGCCGAUUACUUGCACUUGGAUGUUAUGGAUGGUACUUUUGUACCUAAUCUGACUUUUGGACAUCCAGUCGUGAAAUGUUUAAGAACUAAAUUGCCCAACACUGUGUUUGAAACACACAUGAUGGUUCAAAAUCCAAUUCAAUGGAUUUCUGCUAUGGCUGAUGCUAAUGUAGAUCAGUACACAUUUCACAUUGAGCCAUGUGAUGACGUUCCUUUAGUAUGCCGUAAAAUCAAAGAAGCGGGAAUGAAAGUAGGCUUAGCAAUAAAACCUGGAACUCCUGUUACAUCUGUUGAAGAAUAUAUAGAUCUGGCUGAUAUGAUUUUGGUGAUGACGGUUGAACCUGGAUUUGGUGGUCAGAAAUUUAUGACUGACAUGAUGCCAAAAAUAGAAAUGUUAAGAGAGAAAUAUCCCACAAUGGACAUUGAAGUUGAUGGAGGUAUAGGUCCAAAUAACAUUGAUGUUUGUGCUAAGGCAGGAGCAAACAUGAUUGUAUCUGGAACCGCAGUGAUCUUAGAUAAAAAUCCACCUAAAGUUAUUAAACUUCUUAAAGACGCUGUUAAUAAGCAUUUAAAUAAAAAAUUAAAUUGUUAAUUUUAUUUUAUUUUAUGAAGUUUAUUGUUAUUAAUAAAGACAAAUUCAUUAAAAGUUUUAUUUAAAAUA